Molecule: messenger RNA, 576 nt
Organism: Nematocida major
Lineage: Eukaryota; Fungi; Microsporidia
Exons: 1
Coding region: 1-576 (191 amino acids)
Source: RefSeq, a predicted model, not a curated record
AUGAAGGCUGUAAUACUCGCGUGUUUGCUCCUGGGGCUGGCCCAGGGAAUUGCCAUCCAGAAGAUAAUCAGGCCGCGGUCUGUUUCUGUUAUGUCUGAGAUUGUUCCGCAGGCAGGAAUGGGCAUAAAGCUUGACGCCACGAUAAUUGAGGGCUCGGGGGUGCAGAUUAUGUCGGGGAUGAAGGAUCGGCUCUCUGCUGCAAGCGAGCUCGUGAGCACGCACCAGAAGAACAUCGAGUCGCGAGAGGCUGGGGAGUUUGAGGUGCGGAUCGUGAACGACAGCGACGAAUACGCGAACAUAAGCGUGUCAAUAUACGUGGAUAAGGCGCACGAGGACACAGACGAGGCGGAGGUGCUGAGGAAGCUGCUGGACAAGGUGCGGGUGGACCUGAUGAACAUAUACAACGACAUUUUGAAGCUGAAAAAUGCAAACACGACAAGCCUUGUGAGGGUCAAAUCGGCCAAAAACACGCUUUGGGUUGUUUGCAUUUUCCCAGUUCUGUACGUUUUCCUAAGCUACUGGAGACUUCAGUCAAUUAAAGGCUUCUUUAGCACAAAGAAGCGCAAUAAGAUAUAA